UGUACCAUGGACCAAAAAUGUUUCUUUACUUUUACACACUGUUUUAAGCAUCUAUAACAUAUAAUAAUGACAAAUACUUGCCAAAUUUGGAAAGAUACAUCUCUCCUUAAAAAAAGGGCAAAAUAAUUUACACAAACGGACAUUUUCUGACACAUUUAUUGAUUAAAAAAAAGCUGUCAGCAUUACAGCUCCAGAAGGGUAUAGGUUCACAAUUUUCAUGUCAAUCCUUCUUCUGUGCAAAUAAAUGAUUACACAAUUUAUUUAAAGCUAAUAUGUGGCUUCCACAGUGUUAGUUAGCCAAAUAAAGUCUUCCAAACUUAGUCUUUGAGUGUCUCCAGAGUGGGAGUGGGGGGAUGGAGGGAGACCACUGCUCUGAAACACUUGGGGUGGCUUAAUUGUCAUGUACACCUGUAUGUUUAUGACAAUUGGUACCUUUACCUUUACCGGUCUACUUCAGACUGAGGAGGGCUCAUAUCGGGGUUCUCUUCAGGACUGACUUUGGUUUUUAGCCCAAUUGUGAAUCAAUCCUGAACACCUGCACCCAAUAAAAUAGAAGCACGACAACAGAACGAAAGAGCCCAGUAUAACGACCAACACCUGUCCAGUCCAGUCUGGAGCUCAUAAUCAGUGUGAAGUGAUCACACCUGCUCAGCAAGCCGGCUGGCGAUCACGUCUCCUCAAGAUAAGGGCCGGCCCGAGGCGUUUGGUGUCCACUGCUCCUGUCUUUGUUGAGGUCCUGCUUCACGAUGUGGUUUCUGGUUUUCGGCUGCACGGUGACAGCUGUUGGUGGUGUGCCUGUUCAUCCAUCCCAGGAGGCUACUGGUAACGCAACAGAUAAUGUCACUUUUCUGCUUAAUGUGACGACGCCAGCCAAGUCUUUUGUCUCUUUAAAUCACACCCAGAAUGGGACUGGUCCUGAGGCAGGUACAGAGACUUCAAUGUUUGAGCCACAGCAGACCAGUGCAGAAGAACUUGAAGAAGAUGAAAGUGUCCGAGAGGGAGAUAUUUUGAUUCUGGAGGACAGGAACGCUGUGCAGACCCUGUGGCUGGAAGCCAACAUGCCGUACACCAUCAGUGAAGAGCUGGCUAACCGAAAGGUUGACAUCCUCGCUGCCUUCAAGAUGAUAUCGGAUGUCUCCUGCAUUCACUUCACACCCCACACCACAGAGUUCAACUACCUCAACAUCAAAGAUGGCAAAGGCUGCGCCUCCUUCGUCGGUUGUCGAGGAGGAGCCCAGCCGCUGUAUUACGGCAGCAAGUGUAAAGUGGGGAACCUCUGCCAUGAGAUCAUUCAUGCUCUGGGGCUGCACCAUGAACACACCCGCGAGGACCGGGACCAGCACGUCACGGUGCAGUGGGAGAGCAUCAAGCCAGGGAAAAAAGGGAACUUCAAGGUGCAACAUGGAGACACUCAGAACUUGCCGUAUGACGUUGACUCUAUAAUGCACUAUGGACCGUAUUUCUUCAGUCAAGAUCGGAGUAAGACUCUGGUACCCAAGCAGGCUGGGUCGAACAUGGGUCAGAGAAAACGCCUCAGCGAUCUGGAUGUCAAGAGACUGAACAAACUCUACCAUUGUGAUGAGAGGACGUAACUGUGAGCUGCAUUGGCUGACCUGCAUUUAUUGUGAAAUUUUAAUAAAAUCACUAAAAACCUGCCGUUGCCAUUUCUAGCAUACUGUAGCUGCAGGAUUAAAUGGCAUCACGUUAGACCCGAUGGUUCUGGACCAGGGUUGCAAAAUUCUGGGAAUAUUCAAAGUUGGA
This is a messenger RNA of Cyclopterus lumpus (lumpfish), 1761 nucleotides long. RefSeq names its product low choriolytic enzyme-like. The record is from RefSeq and is a predicted model, not a curated record. Gene Ontology annotation, molecular function: zinc ion binding; metalloendopeptidase activity. Bases 747 to 1592 code for a protein of 281 amino acids. Lineage: Eukaryota; Metazoa; Chordata; Actinopteri; Perciformes; Cyclopteridae. Gene Ontology annotation, biological process: proteolysis. The transcript is spliced from 12 exons.